AUUUUGUAUUGCUUUCUUCCUUUAUUCGUAACAUGAUUGCGAGUUGCUCCAUUUCCUACAUUCAUAACAAACAACACAUGUAUUUUUAUUUGCGGUUUGACGACGGUGAAGGAACAACGGCUUCACGUGUAAGGCAAUUUCGUAAUUUUUAGAGGAGGUUGUGUGGGCCAUUUUCAAGAAAAAAGUAUUUACGAAUGUUGCUCACCGCUUUACGAAACGCAAUACGUGGCAAAAGCAAAGAGCAUCUCAAGGAAUUACUCAUAAACUCAAAGGGAGGAGGUGCUACAGCCGGCAAAGCAAUGAGUGCGACAGAAAAUCAGCAGCAGCAGCAACUGGUAAAGAACAAAACACAGAAGGGUGAUAAGCCCAUAGUUUUGCGGAAAGAGCGUCAACAACAGGCAGCCAAAAAGAAAGCUGUUCCAUAUAUACCAGGCACAGUGACACUGCAAAUUUUGGGAGGCGGCUCCAAUGGUUCGCCGGCUUCAGUUUAUUUGUUUACCGAUCAAUCGCGUUAUCUGUUCAACUGUGGUGAGGGCACCCAGCGUUUGGCCCAUGAGCACAAGACUAAAUUAGCUCGUCUGGAACAGAUUUUUGUUACACGCAACACAUGGCCCACGAUUGGGGGUAUACCUGGCUUGGCCUUGACUGUUCAGGAUGCGGGGGUGAAGGAACUGUCUUUACAUGGUCCACCAUACAUUGAUAGCAUUUUGAUGUCUAUGAAGAAGUUUGUGGUACUCAAGAGUUUACAGUUGAAGACUGUCGACUGCACGUUGUCGCAAGAUUUCGAGGAUUCUGUAAUGAAUGUAAAAUGUUUGCCACUGUAUAGCACAAAGGCAAAUGACACCAAUAGCCAAGAAUCGGUGGUAAUUUCCUAUGUAUGCACAUUGAAGCCACGUCCUGGUCCACUUAAUCUGGAAAAAUGUGUAGAACAUGGUGUGCCACCUGGACCCCUGUUGGGUCUUUUGAAAAAUGGCAUUGAUGUAACAUUGGAAAAUGGCACCGUGGUCAAAUCUGCCGAUGUCAGCGAACCAAAUGAAAAUCCAUUGUCAUUUAUCUUCCUCGAUAUACCGUCAGUGGAGUUUUUGGAUAAUUUGGAAAAACAUCACGAAUUGCUUGUCAAUACCCGCAUCAAUCCAGACAAAACACCAGAAUUGGCCUUAAUGGUGCAUUUUGCCCCAGCAGAGGUGCUGAGCAAUAAUGUCUACAAAACAUUUUUGGAAAAAUUUGCACCAUCAACCCAACAUAUUUUCUUGAAUGCCGCACAAAAUACUUUUUCGGGAUAUAUCGCUGCUCAUCGCAUACAAUAUCAGCUGAAUCAAUUGAAUCCCAAAGUUUUUCCAAUUUUGGCAGAGGCAACAAAUCUUUUGGGCGGUUUGAGCAGCAAAAUGAAAAAAACCAAAUUGGAUGAUGAGGAUGCAGUCAAUGAAAUGGAACCCGUUUCUAGACACUCAGAAUCAUCGGGAUUUGAACAAAGACUAAAUGAUUUGAGCACAAUGAGUGUUUAUCAUUUGAGGCCAAGAAAGGGUUUGGAUCGCACAUCUGAAGCCAAGUUGCAGCCUAGCGAGUAUAUAAAUGAAACUCAAAUUUUACCCGAUUUCCCAAGUAUGUUGGAAAAACUCAAAGCUGAUUUAAACACCACUUCCCCCUCUGCAAUCCCAAGUGCUAAAUAUCCCAUUAUAACAUUCCUUGGAACUGGUUCUUGUAUACCCAAUAAGACACGGAAUGUUAGUUCAAUACUGGUACAAUCCCAAGAAAAUGGCUAUGUUUUGUUGGACUGUGGUGAAGGUACUCUCGGCCAAAUAGAGCGUAUGUUUGGCAUGACCAAGGCCAAGGAUGUGAUUAGAAAUUUAAAAAUUAUCUAUGUCUCACAUUUACAUGCCGAUCAUCACAUUGGCCUAAUUGGUUUGCUCACGGAGAGAAUCAAGUUGUCAGCUGAGGCGAAAGUAGAUUUAAAGAAAGUCUUGGUUAUGGCACCAAAACAAAUUGAACCCUGGUUAAAUUUCUAUCAAAAUUGCAUUCACAAUAUAAAAGAUUCGUAUGAAUUGAUUGGUAAUGCCGAUAUGCUAGACGAACCUAUAAAUCUGAAAGAAAGUCAUCAAGAUUUGGGCAUUGAUGCCAUACAAACCUGUAUGGUAAAACAUUGUCCACAUUCAUUUGGUGUUAAGCUAAGUAUUAGUCCAGUUGAGGGUGGGCAAGAAGAACCCAUAACUGUGACCUAUAGCGGUGACUCAAUGCCUUGCAAGGAUCUUGUGGAUUUGGGCCUUAAUUCUACGAUACUUAUACACGAAGCCACCAUGGAAGAUGAUUUGGCUGAUGAGGCAAAAUUGAAAAUGCAUAGCACAAUCUCGCAGGCCAUACAACAGGGCCAGGCCAUGAAUGCAAAGCAUAUUAUUCUUACACAUUUCUCUCAACGUUAUGCCAAACUACCACGUCUCUCCAUGAAUGAAGAUAAUACCUGUUCAAUGUCGAAUGUUUCCAUAGCCUUUGAUAAUAUGCAAAUCUCUUUGGACGACUUGCACAAUUUCCAUUUAAUGUAUCCUGUAAUGCGUUCAUUGUUUGCCGAACACGCCGAAGAGUUGGAACAGAAAGCCUUGAAGCGAGAACUGAAAUUGGAAAGAAAACGUAAAUUAAUGAGUACAUAAUAAGAUUGUUAAAAAGGGUUUUUGUCCCGGAAUGCUUGUUAGCUUAAUUCAUUUUUUUUUUGUACGGAAUUGUUAUAGAUUCGCCGCAUUAUGUUUUACUUGAUUGACUAUAAGACUAUGUGAAAAACCAAUCAUGCAAGUAUGGUAUAUUUUUUAAUAAAGGAAACUUUGCGAAAAAAGUUUAAAA
This is a messenger RNA of Musca domestica (house fly), 2829 nucleotides long. It is a transcript of the gene RNaseZ, whose product is annotated as ribonuclease Z, mitochondrial. The coding region runs from base 195 to 2642 and encodes 815 amino acids. The record is from RefSeq and is a predicted model, not a curated record. Lineage: Eukaryota; Metazoa; Arthropoda; Insecta; Diptera; Muscidae. The transcript has 3 exons. Gene Ontology annotation, cellular component: mitochondrion. Gene Ontology annotation, biological process: mitochondrial tRNA 3'-end processing. Gene Ontology annotation, molecular function: 3'-tRNA processing endoribonuclease activity.